AUGGGCAGUGAUCAAGAGAUGGGCAGUGAUCAAGGGAUGGACAGUGAUCAAGGGAUGGGCAGUGAUCAAGAGAUGGGCAUUGAUCAAGAGAUGGGCAGUGAUCAAGGGAUGGGCAGUGAUCAAGGGAUGGGCAGUGAUCAAGAGAUGGGCAGUGAUCAAGAGAUGGGCAGUGAUCAAGGGAUGGGCAGUGAUCAAGGGAUGGGCAGUGAUCAAGAGAUGGGCAGUGAUCAAGAGAUGGGCAGUGAUCAAGGGAUGGGCAGUGAUCAAGGGAUGGGCAGUGAUCAAGAGAUGGGCAGUGAUCAAGAGAUGGGCAGUGAUCAAGAGAUGGGCAGUGAUCAAGGGAUGGGCAGUGAUCAAGGGAUGGGCAGUGAUCAAGGGAUGGGCAGUGAUCAAGGGAUGGACAGUGAUCAAGGGAUGGACAGUGAGUGCACAUUCAGGUGGUGUGGCAACACUAAACCACAAUUACAGAGUCGGAGUACUUUGUAA
Molecule: messenger RNA, 486 nt
Organism: Oncorhynchus gorbuscha (pink salmon)
Lineage: Eukaryota; Metazoa; Chordata; Actinopteri; Salmoniformes; Salmonidae
Product: variant surface antigen B-like
Exons: 1
Coding region: 1-486 (161 amino acids)
Source: RefSeq, a predicted model, not a curated record